CAGAACAUAGUGACGAUGAUAGGAGCUGGAAUCAGCACUGCAGCUGGAAUUCCAGACUUCAGGAGUCCCGGGUCUGGACUCUAUAAUAAUCUGGGAAAAUACAAUCUGCCUUUUCCACAGGCCAUGUUCGAGAUACACUAUUUCAAGAGACACCCUGAGCCGUUCUACGACAUAGCGAGACAGCUGUUGGACAGGGAAUUCAAACCCACCAAAGCGCACAUGUUCAUCAAGUUACUGGCAGACAAGGGACUGUUGCUGAGGAACUACUCGCAGAAUGUGGACUCAACUUGA
Messenger RNA from Symsagittifera roscoffensis, 291 nucleotides. RefSeq names its product NAD-dependent protein deacetylase sirtuin-2-like. Gene Ontology annotation, cellular component: nucleus. NCBI's taxonomy places the organism in Eukaryota, Metazoa, Xenacoelomorpha, Acoela, Convolutidae. The transcript is spliced from 2 exons. The record is from RefSeq and is a predicted model, not a curated record. Bases 16 to 291 code for a protein of 91 amino acids. Gene Ontology annotation, molecular function: NAD+ binding; histone deacetylase activity, NAD-dependent.